Molecule: messenger RNA, 612 nt
Organism: Scomber japonicus (chub mackerel)
Lineage: Eukaryota; Metazoa; Chordata; Actinopteri; Scombriformes; Scombridae
Gene: tmem243b
Product: transmembrane protein 243, mitochondrial b
Exons: 4
Coding region: 173-526 (117 amino acids)
Source: RefSeq, a predicted model, not a curated record
CGCCCUGCCCCCUCCCCCCUCUGACUGGCUAAGCAUGCGGCACUGGCCCUGCGUCUCCAGGAGGCGGCGCUGCUGAGAGGCGACAGGAGGAGGAGGAAGAGGAGGAGGAGGAGGAAGAAGAGGAGGAGGAAGAGGAGGUCGGAGCUGAGCGUGUGUGUCUGCCGAGGCGAGAAUGGAUGACUUCACCACCAGGACGUACGGCACCAGCGGCCUCGACAACAGACCUCUGUUUGGGGAAACGUCGGCACGGGACCGAAUCAUCAACCUGGCAGUGGGGGGAUUUACGUCUUUGGUUGUUUUAGUAACGGUGAUCAGCUCGUUUGUUUUCCCCUCGCUGCCGCCACGACCGCUCAAUGUCUUCUUCGCGGUGUGCAUCCUGUUAGCCUGUGGAUCCACCAUAGUGCUGAUAUUCUGGUACCGGCAGGGCGAUCUGGAGCCUAAAUUCAGGAACCUGAUCUACUACAUGCUGGCGUCCAUCGUGCUGCUGUGUCUAUGUGCCAACCUCUACUUCCACGAAGUCAGGUAAAAGCAAAGGAGCGAGGAGGAAGAGGAGGAGGAAGGAAAGAAAGAAGAAGAAGAAGAAGAAGGGAAGAGAAAGAGAGAAAGAGAAAG